Eubalaena glacialis (North Atlantic right whale) is the source of this 1572-nucleotide messenger RNA. Its product is annotated as H-2 class I histocompatibility antigen, Q10 alpha chain-like. Gene Ontology annotation, biological process: immune response. The record is from RefSeq and is a predicted model, not a curated record. Gene Ontology annotation, cellular component: external side of plasma membrane. The coding region runs from base 1 to 1377 and encodes 458 amino acids. Lineage: Eukaryota; Metazoa; Chordata; Mammalia; Artiodactyla; Balaenidae. The transcript has 9 exons.
AUGGGCUACUUCAGUGACAGCCAAGCGCUCUCCCGCCCGGACCCCGGCGAGGGACGUGUCCUACGGUCGGACGGCGGCCGGCGUUGGCACGAGGCCCCUGCCCCACAGCUGAAGACGGACUCCACCGGGACCGGCACCCUGGGGCAGCGCGUGAGGCUGCCGAUCAGGCGGCCGCAGAGUUCCGGGAGUGUGCGGGACCAGCGGUCGCCGCCGCCACCACCACUGCUGCUGCUGCUGCUGUUGGGACUGGUGCGGGAGGGCGCAGCAGAGAGUCCCUGGGGGCUGCCCUUGGUGGCCGAUAGCCCGGCGGCCAGGGCAAAGGUGGUGAUGGCAGAACUGGCACACCUGAAGUUGGAAAAGAAGCCGUGGCCUACAAGGACACACUCGCUCCACUACUACUACCUGGCCCUAUCAGAGCCAGGCCCGAGCCUCCCGAAGUUUCUGGCUGUAGGCUACGUGGACGACCAGCCCUUCAUCCGGUUUGACAGUCGUGUGGGCAAGGCUGAGCCCCAGGCCCCAUGGAUGACGCCAAUGGAUGCCCAGUACUGGGAGACGGAGACCAAGAAGCAGGAGAAAUGGGCGGAGGUGCAGCAGGUGGAGAUGUGGACGGUGAUGGGCUACCACAACCACAGCAGCGGCAUGCACAGCACUCAGCGCAUGUUCGGCUGUGAGAUCCAGGAAGACGGCCGCUACAGGGGCUUCUGGCAGUUUGGCUACGAUGGGCAGGACCACCUGUCGCUGGACCUGGAAACCCUGAGCUGGGUGUCAGCUGAGCCCGUGGCCACGCGGACCAAGCACUGGUGGGAGACAGAGCGCUGCUACGCAGAGUACGACAAGGCCUACCUGGAAGGCCCCUGCCUUGCCUCCCUGCACAGAUACCUGGAGCUGGGAGGCCAGAGAUUCAGCCGGAGAGAGCCACCCACAGUGCGGAUAACAAAGCACUCGGCCAAGGAUGGGGGCACCACCCUGAGGUGCUGGGCCCUGGGCUUCUAUCCACACGACAUCUUGCUGAGCUGGUGGCUGGGGGAGAAGAAGCUGGAUUCUGAGUAUGUGGAGACACGGCCCAGUGGGGACGGCACCUAUCAGACGUGGGUGGCUGUGUGGGUGCCGGCGGGGAAGAAGGCCCAGUACACCUGCCACGUGCAGCACUCCAGCCUGAACCACACGCUCACUGUGUCCUGGGAGUCCUCUCAUCCUGGACUUAUUGCCAUGGUUAUCUCCCUCAUCCUGGUCUUGCUGGUGGUUGUUGGUGGUGUGAUCUUGACCAAGUGCAUUCAAGCCAGGAAUAAGGAAUCUUACGAGCAAGCCCCAGGUGGAGAGGACCCCCAUAAUUCCCAAAGCCCAGCAAGAGCAGGGGCUACUCAACUCAUCUGCUGACAGAAGGUCACCGUCACAGAUCAAGGAGGUGUUUUGUGGGUUAUUUGGGGACCUGAAGGCCCCCUGCGCUGGCUGGCUGGUGUGAAAUCUGACUGUGAAGGGCCCACCCCGCCCCAACACUGAGGCGUCCUCACCCCUAUCAGCCUUGUUACAAGCGGUCUGUGCCACUAAGACAGCUUUUGCCAUCUUCCUGAA